Messenger RNA from Botrytis byssoidea, 1905 nucleotides. RefSeq lists its product as uncharacterized. Gene Ontology annotation, molecular function: mannosyl-oligosaccharide 1,2-alpha-mannosidase activity; calcium ion binding. Gene Ontology annotation, biological process: N-glycan processing; carbohydrate metabolic process. The transcript has 2 exons. The coding region runs from base 1 to 1905 and encodes 634 amino acids. The record is from RefSeq and is a predicted model, not a curated record. NCBI's taxonomy places the organism in Eukaryota, Fungi, Ascomycota, Leotiomycetes, Helotiales, Sclerotiniaceae. Gene Ontology annotation, cellular component: endoplasmic reticulum; Golgi membrane.
AUGCCGUCAAUCAUUAGAAGAUGGAGAGCAGCAUUCAUAGCUGCGGUGUUCAUGAUUUUUAGUCUUCAUUACCUUCAUUCACGGCGCAGUACUUGGAGCUAUGACACGAAUUAUUUAUCUUCGAUUACGAGACCUCAUCUGCCAGAUGGAAAAACCCAUUGGUCGAAAUUACCAGAACGAUAUCCAGUAACUUCAUACAUUCCUUUGCCGACGGGAAAAGCGAAGAAGAUCCCGCAGAUUCAAAGUGCGCCUCCUAAAGAAGACGCGGCGCAGAAGGAAGAGAGAUUGGAGCGAUUGGCGGCUGUUAAAGAGAGUUUCGUACACAGUUGGGAGGGAUAUAAAGCGCACGCAUGGUUACGAGAUGAGGUCUCUCCUCUAUCAGGGUCCUGGAAAGAUACUUUUGGUGGCUGGGCCGCAACACUGGUUGAUUCCUUGGAUACUUUGUGGAUUAUGGGGUUAAAAGAAGAUUUUGAAAUCGCGGUGCGAUCGAUCGAGGGAAUCGAUUUUACGACAACGGAGCAAAAGGAUAUCAAUGUUUUUGAAACGACGAUUAGAUAUAUGGGUGGGUUCCUGGCGGCGUAUGAUAUUAGUGGAGCGCAAUAUCCGAUUUUGUUAUUGAAGGCUGUGGAGGUUGCGGAGUUGUUGAUGAGUUGUUUUGAUACCCCGAAUAGAAUGCCAAUUCCUAGAUGGGAUUGGCAGAAGUAUCUAGAAGGAGAGGAUCAAGUAGCGCCCAGAAGAGUUCUUGUCUCUGAACCAGGCUCCUUAAGUCUCGAAUUCACUAGACUUAGUCAGUUGACCGGAAAUCCAAAAUACUAUGAUGCAGUGCAAUGUAUCUCUGAUGAAUUCGAGAAAAGUCAGAACUCUACUCGAUAUCCUGGAUUAUGGCCUGUCAGUAUUGAUCUUCAAAAGCUACGAUUUGACGAAGAUACUAUGUUUACUAUGGGUGGUAUGUCGGAUUCUACUUAUGAAUAUUUACCAAAACAAUUCAUGAUUCUCGGGGGAAUUCUAGACCAACCAAAGAACAUGUACGAAAGCUUUAUUUCUGUAGCCCAGGAAAAAAUGUUUUUUCCAAUCCUAAACGAAAAGAACCAGAAAAUCAGAGUAUCAGGAGAUAUACGCAUUAAAGGCAUGGCCGAAAGCAGUACUCCGGAGCUUAUUCCUCGUGGUCAACAUCUCACUUGUUUCACUGGUGGCAUGAUUGGAAUCGCCUCGAAAAUUUUCAAUCGCCCUUCCGACCUCGCCUUAGCCGAAGAACUCACAAAUGGAUGUAUAUGGGCAUAUGAUAAUAGUCCAAAUGGCAUCGCACCCGAAAUUUUCAGCGUGGUUCCGUGCCCUAAAGAUCACGAUUGUACGUAUUCGAAACAGAAAUGGUAUGAUGCUCUCGCAGCUAUAUACACACAUCCAAUUACGAAUACGAAAGAGGAGACGGAGAAAAAAUUGAAUGGGAUUAUAGAGGACAGAAGAUUAAGUCCGGGAUUUACGGCGAUAGAUGAUCGGAGAUAUAUUUUGAGGCCGGAGGCUAUUGAAAGUGUGUGGAUUUUGUGGAGAAUCACGGGGGAUAGGAAAUAUAUGGAUGCCGCUUGGAGAAUGUUCCAGGCGAUUGAAAAGAUUUGCAGGACGGAGAUUGCGUCGGCGGCGAUACUGGAUGUUACGGUCAAGGCGUUGGUGGAUAAGAAGGGAAAGGUGAAGGGCAAGAAUGGAGAUGUGAAACAAGAGCGGUUCGCCGACAAUUUGGGUGGAAUAAGUGAAGAAGAAGGAGUGGAACAGGCAGAUAGUAUGGAGAGUUUCUGGCUAGCAGAGACGUUGAAGUAUUUCUACCUGGUAUUCAGUGACUGGGAUGUGGUGAGCCUCGAUGAAUGGGUGUUGAAUACGGAGGCGCACCCACUGAAGAGGUUGAAGAGAUAG